AGGUAGAUGCAAUGUUUUGAACACAGUGGAGCGAAUUUACUAACUUCUGUAGUUUGCAGACUUUCAAACUAAUUAGAUGAUGUCUCUGGAAAGCAUGCAUAGCAAUUUUAACGCAGGUAGGUAGAACCACAGAAGGACAUUUGAAUAAGAAUCGCUUGUCUCUUUCUUCUCUUGCUCUCUCUCUCUGUCUCUCAUUCACUUGUCAAAAUACUAAAUAAGCACAGAUGCCAAUCAUUCAAAGAUAAUGAAUCUCUAAACUGAUGUAGCAUCAUAAUGACAAUGCAGUCUGUAAGCCUAACUCUCCAACUCUAACUGUCUCAUGGCACUGAGUUGUCUGCUUUGAAAUCUUCCACAUGGGGAUGUUUUCCAUAUCCGUCCAUCCAUACUGUACAUGUAUACUGUACUGUACCAUAUCACAGGACAACAGCAUGUCACAGGUUUGGACUACGACUUUUCUAGCGCCAUUGCUUCUAUUGCUUAUCAAACGUUUAAUAGCAACUGUGCCAUUUUUGCUACUAUCCUCUCAUGACUGCAGAGGGUGACAAUGUCAUAACACUUAGAUCCAGUGGGUAGGAUUAUAAGGGUGCACCAUGUGAAAUAAAACACACCAUCUUGGAUGCCCCAUAUGGUAGAUAAGACAGGGUUAAGUGCACCGUUUCAGUGCCCUUCUUGUGUGUUGGUGCCCUUCUUAUUUUAUUUCUUUUCACCCCCGCCCCUCAAACAUCUGAUGUCCUCCAACUAUUAAUACCAAAUUGUAAGGCAUCAGACAAAAAGCAGAACAAAAAAAAGAGCAGCCAGGUCCAUUCUACAAACAUCAGAACAUCACUUAGUUACUUAUUAAAUUUAAGUGACUACAGAUCAUUUUGACAUAGGAUCACACCAUCUGCCACACUGUCAACAUAUUCCCACUCUGAACAAACGGCUACUCAGCAGGCAUUACUACAUUAUUUCAUGAGUACUCAUCUUUGAACUCUGCCUUUUUUUUUUUUUUUUGUUUGAUUGUUUUUUAAAAAGACCCAAAAUGCAGGAGGCAGAUCUCAGAGAGCUUUAAUCCAAAAUGGGUUCGGUACACAGGUAAUCAGUCCAAGACAAGCAAACAAAUCCAGAGCGUCGAAGAAACAGCAAUACGUCAGGUAACCAAAAGACACUCAGAACUCCAGGAACUCACUGGAAUGUGACAAGCCAAGAUGAACUGGCACGAAAGCCACUGCAGGCUUCCCCAAUGAAACAAAGUGCUAGAAAGGUUUAACUAAACCAUCGCUGCCAAGCAGCUGACCCAAUAACCGAAAUUGUCCGGGAGACCUAGAAAACACAAAGCUAUUGACAACACAUGCACACAAAGUAGUGAGUUUGUGAAACCCUAGGGAGAACCUCUCACUACCUCUGAAGGUGAGAUAAUGAGUCAGCACAGAGCACUGCAGACUCAGGGUCUAUGAAGGCUCCCCACACCUGGGCCUAAUCAAAGUCAAUCAGAGCCACACACCUGGUUGCAGUGAGUGUUACUCUCGCCACUCUCACAGGGCCGAAAGAUUGAGUGCCCUCACAGCUCAUACCAUGCCUGUUUUCUAAUUCAGCCUUCCUUUUAAUCUCAGCAAUACAGCCAUAAUUUCUUAUGGCUUUAUCCGCAAAAAUCUGUCCACGGACAGAAGGGUGGACAGAUAAACACCUGGCAAAGUACUCAGAAUCCUUUCUUUGUAUAUUCCUGAUACCAAAGGUAUCUCCAGAAAUACAUUUGGCCAUUAUGACACACACAUACACAGACUUGAAAACUAAAAGCAUAUCAAGCCGACACUGUUGGGGCACAAAACCGCCUUCCUAAUGGUUGUUGGAUGAGAGAAUAUCAAAUUGGGACAAGAUGUGAAGGUCGCUUCUACGGGCAAGAACAUUAUUACUGGUGUGACAGAGUUUGGAAGAAUCAAAUCAAAGGAACCUGAGGAGGAUGGUGUGAAGCCAGCAGGACAUGAUAAGAUCUGUGGUUCAUCAUAGAUGUGUGGCUGAUGGGUAAUGGAAAGGGUCUCACAAAUCUGUAGUGGGGCCAUGUCAAACUAAAACCAGCUCUGAACCAGGAUAGAGGAAAAAUCCCCAGAAAGAGAAAGAAAAAAGGUUAAGAGCACAAUAAAACAUUUAAAACCAAGUGUAUUUAAAACUCUUGGACUAUUGGGAGGAAGUCCACCAGUAAACAUUUUUGUGAGAAAGGUGUUUAAGGAAUAAGUCAAGGAGGUAGAUGUCUAGACUCCUGGGGGAGGACAUUUAAUGAUUUAUACUGAUGAGACUUUGCAUACAUUUAGUGGGGAUGGGGCAUUUAUAUACAGAAUUAAGAACGGCUGAGACUUCCUGGCAAGAUGUCAAUACACAAUGCUCAAUUUACUGCAAUCAUGUGGAAAUCUAUAAAAGAGAAAGUGAUAAGCAGUGUUCCGCAACAGCUUCUAUAAAUAAAGGAAAAUCAAAAAAUGCGACCAAGUGAUAUUGACAACAGAGAAAAUCUAUAAAGUUGUUGCAAAGUGGGCUCCAUGUGGAAGAAGAGUCUGAGCAAGAAAGUAUUUGAAAUAACUAAUAAGGCAUUUAAGUGGAGUGAUUCGUAUUUCACACCAGCCCAGGCCAACAGAAUGCCACAGCAUCAUCCGGCUAUUCAAAUGUGGCAGAAGGAAGGAGAGAUUGAAUAAAAUGCCAGGUCAUUCUAUUUGGCACAGCCAUGUGUGAAAUAGGCUUUGAAACAGUCGGGUUUAGCACAGAUAAAGAGGACGUGGUUAUUCUGGGCUCUGGUCGAUAAACAUGCAGUCUGAGAGUGUGACUGACAAUAUUUCUUCCCAUUUUGGAACAAAACAUCAGAGAGAAACAAAGGCAGCAGAUGUGAGAGCAUCCUCCACAACUCAGAGCUUUUUUUUUUUUAAUCUACAGACUCAGUUGCUGACUGAAGGGAAUAUAAUGCUGCUGGAUGAUAAGUGGCUUUGAAUGUGAGCAAAAGUUGCUGAAGCCUGACAGAACAAAUGUGUGAAGAUGAUAAACAUGUGAUGUAAUUUUGAUGGGAUAAAACAAACUGAAAAAAAAAAAAAAAGAAAUUCUAGAGUCAGUUUUUCAUCAAAACAUUUUGCUAGGCAUGUAAGACUAUCUUUGACCAUGAAUUCAAAAUUUCAAGGAAAAACACUUCCUCACUCACAAACGACACACACAAUUUUGUAUGUCACUUCAGGGGAAUUAACAUAGUCUUGCAUUUAUUUCCUGGAGCUUUACCCUGACCCCUGACCCUACACGCUACACCCUACACUCUAACCCAAACCCCGACCUUGCCCUAACCCUGAUCUUGACCACUGAGCGUGACUCACUAUGUAUUAUUAGAACAUGACUUAUAAUGAUAAUAACAGAAUUAAUGAGCUUUAUUCAUAGUGCACUUUUUAAACAAGGUUACAAAGUGCUUCACAGAAAGGGAAAUAAUUAAAAGAGUUAAAGCAACAGUUUAAAAAGAAGCCAAAAACACAACAAGAUUAUUACAAAACAUCUGUGGAUGAAAUAAAGCUGAGUGUGAGCAAAAUUAUAAAACAUAAAAAUGUAUUUAGGAAUUCAUAAACACCUCCCUUCGUCCUGCUAAGAACUACAACUUUGUGUCUCUGCUCGAUAAUCAACAGAGUAUCUCUGCAACUGCAAGCUCUACUUGAAUAAUCAAGGGAACACUUGAGAUAUUUGUUCAGAUGUGUAAGCAUAAGUUUAAAUGUCACCGGGUCUGAGUCAAUUAAAUUGGCACACAGCAUCAGUACAGAUUUAAUUACAAUUCUAGAAUGGAUAUCUCUUUAGAAUGAUGCAGCUGCAGCUCCAAAUCUCUAGCAGACCAGAGCAAAAUAUCUGCCAGCUUUUAUGCUAAUAAAAUGAAUCAAAACAAUUAAAGAUUGACUGAUUGAUUGACACAUGAGGACACAGGCUGCAGUUGGAGCUGUGCACAUGAGGCAAUCUCACCGACAUCUUCAACCUUCGUGAUGCAGCAUCUCGCUAACAUCUCACAGAGCACCCAGGCCUAAUGCUCUCUGGUUUUGUUUACAACAACCCCCCCCCCCCAAAAAAAAACACACUGCCAGCCUACGAAAUACCAAGCUUUGAUUCUCUCCAGACUCCAAACAGAGCACUCCACUGGCCUGAAUUCCCAAACCAAUCAAUAUACGAGCACAUAAACGUCUCGGGCUUCUUCACAAGCCUAUUUAUGACCCAUAAACCUUGUCAGGGUCACAUCAAUUUACCGCGACGGAGAUGUGUGAGGACUCCAAAUGAGGGGCAGCGAGGCCAUCUAGUGGCUUGACGUGGAAAGGACCUGUUUGGCUCCCGUCAAACAAUUCAAACCUGCCAGUCAUCUGCACGGCAGUCAUGGAUUCAUUUGUCGCUAAACAGAAACACCUGCUGCCCGUCAGCCGCUCACCACCCUGUCUGUUGGGACAGGACACAUGGAGGCGUCCUCUAAUGACGAAACAAGAGGUUUUUGAGCUUUAUUCGCCUUUAAGUUGGAGCGCUGAUUUUCUUUCUUUCUUUCUUUCUUUCUUUCUUUCUUUCUUUCUUUCUUUCUUUCUUUCUUUCUUUCUAUUUAGUCUUCCAUUGCUGUAAUUUCAUAACGUGUGCUGACCACAUCCUCACCAAUCUUUAAGACAAUACCUUAUAUUUGGAUUAAACAUUAGGCGCGCACACGCUCCCUCUUCUACGAGAGAGAGAGAGCGACACUACGGACUAUUAAUUACCUUUUGUUAUUUAUUUAUUCAUUCAUUCAUUCAUUCUCCCAGCUCUGCUCUUCAGCCGCUCACCGUGAAGCGGCUGUGCCAUCACUGAAGGCUCAGAGCGCACGGCUCCGCUCACAGACCGAAGCCAAGUGCUCAUGCUGUCAUGGAUUAAACUAUUUGAAGAAGCAUAUGGAGUAGGAACAAGACUGAAUUUCGACUGCAGGCUGCUGCAGAUGCAUUUUACCUGGGAAGCAGGCACUUUUUAACUUGGACGUACUUUGGAUUUUUUUCCCGAUGGAUUUCUUAAACGGUUCUGAUUUCUCUCUCGGAGAUUCUAAUGCAACAACAACAGCUGUAGACGGGGCCCCUCACUGCAGUGCCAUCCUCCAUGUCAUCUUUGGCAUCAUCUGUUUUCUGGGUAUCAUGGGCAACUGUAUUGUCAUCUACACAAUCAUGAAGAAGACCAAGUGUCGAGCCAAGCAAACGGUCCCAGAUAUCUUCAUCUUAAAUCUGUCCAUAGUUGAUCUCCUGUUUCUUUUUGGGAUGCCAUUCCUAAUCCACCAGUUGCUGGGCAAUGGUACCUGGCACUUUGGAGAAGCGAUGUGUACGGUCAUCACUGCUCUCGACUCCAAUAGCCAGAUUGUCAGCACUUACAUCCUCACUGCAAUGACCCUCGACCGUUACUUGGCUACAGUCCACCCCAUCCGCUUCAACUACAUCCGCACACCUUGUGUGGCAGCGCUGGUCAUCGGCCUGGUGUGGGUUCUGUCCUUACUCACCAUCAUCCCUGUGUGGAUGUACGCAGGUCUGAUGCCUCUCCCAGACGGCCUGGUUGCAUGCGCUCUCCUUCUGCCUGACCCGGUCACCGACAUAUACUGGUUUACACUUUACCAGUUCUUCUUGGCAUUUGCAAUCCCUCUGGCCAUCAUUUGUUUGGUGUUCUUCCAGAUCCUCCAGCACAUGUCCACCAGCGUGGCACCGCUGCCUCCACGGAGUCUGAGGGUGCGCACCAGGAAGGUGACUCGAAUGGCAGUGGCUAUCUGCCUGGCCUUCUUCAUCUGCUGGGCCCCAUACUAUAUCCUUCAGCUUGUCCACCUCGGGGUGCAGAAGCCGAGCCUGGCUUUCUCCUAUGCCUACAACAUAGCCAUUAGCAUGGGCUACGCCAACAGUUGCAUCAACCCUUUCCUCUACAUCGUCCUAAGUGAGACCUUCAAGAGGCAGUUUCUCAGAGCCGUGCGGCCUGUUAAUAGAAAGUUCCGCGUGGCCCCGAGUACCACAGAUGGUGGCAGUGUGAGUGUGAGAAUGGUACCUGAAGGGGCUCAGCAGGAGGUGCGGGCCUCUGCGGAGAUGCUACCAUCCAAUGUGACCUCACCAUGAAUACGAAUCUGUGAAUACAGAUCAAAAGAACUUGACUUAAAAGCUCUAUGGGAUGAGACAUAAGUGCAAACACACACACGGACACACGCACACACACAAACACACACCCAAAAGAUAUGUACACUAAUUGGUAAAAAUGGGAAGCUCAUGGUAAUUUCAGAUGGGGCUUAUUUUUCGAACCUGCUCUGAUCAUGACAAACCAUCUGUUUAACAAACCAUCUGUUAAGAUCACAUAACUACAUUUUCCUAUUUUCAUAGCUCAUGUUUAAAAUGUUUUUUUUUUCAUCUCACACUCAGGGGGAUAUGAAUCAGACUCCUGUUGUUUAUUCAUUUUAAGAAUGGUGUAAAGAAAUUGUUAAUUUAUGCAGCUUGGGUAAUUACAGGUUUUUCUACCAGUGCUGACAUGUAUUUACUUCAGUUCAUACCAGCAAAAGUGAAUCCACCUCUUUUUUGUGUCCACACACAUAUCCACAUAUCCAUUGUUUUAUUGUCUCUGCUUUACGUUCAGUCUGAUGACAACUUAAGACAUCCGGUGGGGCUGACCAGGACCAUACCCACGACUGUAAAUAACAGGUCUGGCUAGUGAACAGUGAACUUAUCCUCUAACCAUUUCAACACAGACCAUUUUCUUCCAGAAAAAAUAAAUAGCCCAGAGUACCAGUAGGUCCUGGCUGGCAAGCUAUUAUCUGGUAACAAGGGGAGUAAACGUCACAAACAAUUGCUGCUCAGGGCGGCCUUUCAAAACAGAUAUCAGAGUAAACUUU
Acanthopagrus latus (yellowfin seabream) is the source of this 6835-nucleotide messenger RNA. RefSeq names its product melanin-concentrating hormone receptor 1a (gene mchr1a). The transcript is spliced from 3 exons. Lineage: Eukaryota; Metazoa; Chordata; Actinopteri; Spariformes; Sparidae. Gene Ontology annotation, molecular function: melanin-concentrating hormone receptor activity; neuropeptide binding. Gene Ontology annotation, cellular component: membrane; neuron projection. Bases 4989 to 6071 code for a protein of 360 amino acids. Gene Ontology annotation, biological process: neuropeptide signaling pathway. The record is from RefSeq and is a predicted model, not a curated record.